Effrenium voratum is the source of this 1179-nucleotide messenger RNA. The record is from the annotation of a GenBank genome assembly. NCBI's taxonomy places the organism in Eukaryota, Dinophyceae, Suessiales, Symbiodiniaceae.
CAAGCUUCCCCUCCGUGCCGGUGCUCGCCUGCCGGCGCUGGGGCGCGGAAGGAACAAUGAAGUGGUCCAUCCUUUUGGUGGGCUGCGUGAGCGGCCUCUCUUCCAAGGGCCGGGAGCUGCCGCCGGACCCGGCGAAGGUGCCGCUGCCGCAGGUGCCGCAGGCGACGAAUGUGGGCCAAGAUGGCUUCCCGGCGCUGCCGUCCAUGGAGGACAUCAUGAAUCCCUACUCCCAGACCAUGUCGGGCAUCAGUUCCCGCGCCAAGGAGCUGGAGGCCAAGAUGAUGAAGAUUGAGAAAGAGAACGCGGUACGUCUCCAGAAGCAGAAGAAGGUCUUUGACAGGAAGCUCAAGGAGCAGGAGGAGAAGAACCAGGUGGUGGUCAAGGAGAACGCAGAGUUGGCCAAAUCCAUCAUGCACCUCAAGCAGAAGAACCAGGCGGUGUUUGCCGAGUCCCAGGGCCUCCAGAAGGCGAUCGCCGUGCGGCAGUCGGAGGUGAAAAGAAUUCAGGAGCAACUCUCCUCUGUGCAAGCCUUCCUCUCCGACACGCUGGAGAGCACCGACCUGAACAAGGCUGAGCUGAAGGUCUUGGAUUUGGAGGCCUCGGCGGAGCAGAAAGAGACGGAGGAGGCAAAGCAGAAGCGCAAGGUGGCCUCCUAUUUCGAUAUCGCGCAGCGCCGCGCGGAGCAGACAGAGAAGGAGGCCCUGUCAUUCCUCUCCAUCAGUGAGGAGGUGCAAGAGGAGCCAUCAAAGGAGCCUGAGCCGGAGAAUCUGCUGGGAGUGCUCUCGGAGGGUGUGAAAGACAUGAAGCGCCAGGGUCAGGCCACGUCCCAGCGCCUGAAAAGCCUCUUCCUGCAGAGCCUGCGGGACGGCGUUAAAAGACACAAUGCGCUGCUGUCGCAGCAGAAAGUCUUGCAAGAGACCCUGAGCAGCAUGCAGUCCUACGAGGAGAGGCUCUCCAAGGCCCAGCAGCACCUGAAGGACACCAAGGCCACUCUGGACAAGCAGCUUCACACCUCGGGACUCUUCUUGCAGAAGCUGGCGCAGAUUACGCUGGGCAAUCCAGAGGAGGGCGCUCGGGAGUUGUCCGCCGUUCGCCAGUCGCCCUGAGAGUCGCAGAGUGUGCGCCAAAGGCGCUCGUUGAGCGCGCCUUGCGGCGGCCAAAAUCCGCGAGUGCCGGAAU